AUGGACGCCAUCCCCGCGCCAGACGAGCCUUCAGAUCCCAUCACAGAACUGGGCCAAACACUACUAGUUGGGAAAAAGGACGCUCCAGAUGCUAGUGAAAUCGUCUCAAACCGUCUCACCCGGCUCGCGCACCUAUCAACCCUCCAUGAGUACCAAAAGCAUCCUACAACCCUUGAUUCCAGGACGGUAAAGCAAUGCCUCGACACACUGGAAUUAUUACUAGACCCGCGUUCAAAUCUCACGAGAGAGAUCGCGCUAUGCCGCCCUCCGCAACCCCGUCCUGGAUCUGCUGUUAACUAUUCUAAGCCGCCAAGAAAACUUGAAGGCCCGAGAACACCGCCCAUCUCUCCCUCCAGCCCGCAUUCCCGUUCACGCUCCUUGGGUGCGGUUUCGGCGAGUCGACCGGCGCGAAUGCGCCACGACCUAGCAGCUGUCAAUGACCAAGUGAAGAUGCUCGGCGAGGCAUUUGUGAAGCGUCGCGAGGAGACGCUUUACAUAUACUCACUAUAUGAUAGCGAGCGAGUGAGGCUGCGGCGGCGGAUUGCUGAAUUAGAAGCUGAAAUUGAAGAACUGCGAGCGGAUAUGCAGGAAGACUUGGCCGAACGGGAAGCGCUUCAAGGUACUGUACGUGGAUUGGAAGCUUGGGUCGAAGGAAUGCAGGAAGAGUAUCAGUUGGCGCUCCAAGAGAAAUCAACGGAAGCAUCCGGGUAUGGUGGACGAGGAUGGUGGAAGAAGAAAGUUAACAAGCCCGGUGGCUUUGAUGCUGAUACACUUUUUGAAGGCAUCACGGCUUGGAUGCGAGGGUGGACUGACGUUGAGGAAGAAUUCCGCAAUCGAGAUAAAGCUCGCAGGUUCAGGCAGGAGAACAAGCAUCAAAGCCAACAUAGAGCACCUCCAGAUAUCGACUAA
Messenger RNA from Aspergillus puulaauensis, 909 nucleotides. RefSeq lists its product as uncharacterized. NCBI's taxonomy places the organism in Eukaryota, Fungi, Ascomycota, Eurotiomycetes, Eurotiales, Aspergillaceae. Bases 1 to 909 code for a protein of 302 amino acids. The transcript is spliced from 2 exons. The record is from RefSeq and is a predicted model, not a curated record.